This is a messenger RNA of Puntigrus tetrazona (Sumatra barb), 3117 nucleotides long. RefSeq lists its product as uncharacterized. NCBI's taxonomy places the organism in Eukaryota, Metazoa, Chordata, Actinopteri, Cypriniformes, Cyprinidae. The transcript has 5 exons. The record is from RefSeq and is a predicted model, not a curated record. The coding region runs from base 711 to 2354 and encodes 547 amino acids.
UUCAACAUUUCUUCUUUGGAAUUUUUUUCAUGUAAAAUACAUUUUCUGCAUAUUCCAAGCUAUAAAUUAUUAGCAGUAAAAAUAAUUUAAUUAUAUAUGACCUUUAAAAAAAAGAGAUGUAUACCAACUGAAUAUAGUGCUAUAAUUCUAAAAUGUAUUUAUUAAACAGAGUUAUUUCUUUUAAUCCAUUAGCACUUGUUUCUGCAAAAAAAAAGUGAUUAAUCCUUAGAGCAGAUCAAAACAGCACUUUUAAAACUUGGAAAUUGGAAGCAACCUGUCAUAAGAAUUGAAGUGAUGGCUUCUUCAACCGCUUUUAUUUUAUUCAUCUUUAUUAGUUUGUGCGUGGGUGUGACAACAGUCAGUCAAUCAGUGAUAAAGUAUUGAUGAAGUGUAGUAUAUAUAUAAAAAAAUCAAAUUAAUGGAAGAUAUUUCAAUCGUAAUCGGUCGCGUGUUGCUCGCGCAGUGAACGGUAGGCGGCGGUGUGUUUCUGUGGCGCUUCAUUCUGUGGGAUUCUCAAAGAAGAAGAACAACAAAGAAAUCCUGUAAACACUCGUGGCUGUGUGUACAGGUCAGCAAGUCUCUACAAAUGAUUCAUUUUAGCUUUACACAGAAAGGUUAGCGUGCGUGUCACGUAGUAUGACUCCGCGGACGCCUUGAGUGACGCUGAAAGUGAUAAGAAGAAAACCGUUUGACCAACGGAAUUUGUUUCCAUGAAUACAAUGUUUGACCUGAAGUGCGAAAGCUCCUCAGGUGAAGAGGAAGAGACGGAGGGAGGAGAGUCCAGUUUAACGGCGCAGAUAUCCAGAUGUGCGAAUGUAUCGUCGGCGGAUUUAGACGAAUUAGAGCACAACCGAAACGAGUCGAGCACCGUGAAGCAGACGGUGUGGGCUGUGAACUGUUUUAAAGCCUGGUUGCGCGAGAAGCAGCUGACGAUCGACUUUAAAACCGUCGAGAAGUCGGAGCUGAACCCGGUGCUGCGCGAGUUUUAUGGCUCUAUCAGGACGAGCAAAGGAGAGCUGUACGGCAUCAGCAGCUACGUCGGGCUUCGAGCCGGAUUGAAUCGGUUCAUCAAUGAACCUCCCCUCAACCGCGUGUGGAACCUGAUGCAGGACACCGAGUUCAGGGCCGCCAAUAAUGUUUUCAAAGGCGUCGUCAAGCAGAUCCGGCGCUCUGGUAGAGAUAUAACGGCACAUUACCCGCCGAUUUCACCCGAGGACCAGCACCUACUCAAGCAUUCUCCCGCGCUGGACCCCGGCAACCCGAAAGGCUUGUUAAAUAAGGUCUGGUACGACAUCCAGUUACAUUUUGGGCUGAGGGGGAAGGAGGGCAACCGACACCUGCAGCCAGACGCGUUCGCUCUCAACCGAGACCAGAACGGAUUCAAAUACUUCACGAUGGCGUUGCACGAGGACGCGAAAAGCAUGCAGGAGAAGGACAAGAAAAACCGCAGGGCUAUGUAUGAAGAGCCCGGCAAUCCGCUGUGCCCGGUCGCGUCUCUGGAGAAAUACCUGAGCAAAAUCCCCGCCGACGCCAAAGCGCUGUAUCUGCAGCCGAAAAGGAUGUACGUGAUCACCGAUGAGCUGUGGUAUACCCCACUUCCGCUGGGAGUCAAUUAUCUCUCCCAAAUGCUGCCCAAAAUAUGCAAAGAGGCCGGCACGAGAACGAUAUACACUAACCACAGUCUGAGGCUCACCGCGAUUCAAAGACUGACUGAAUCGAGAGAGAUCAUGGCGGUGUGCGUGAGUGUUCCAGUUGAGAUUAACACUCAGUGGCAGCAGCAGCAGCAGCAGCAGCAGACAGAAUCUACCCCAUACUCCCCCAGCAGUGAACUGGACUCCAGCUCCGCCAGACAGGAGAGUCCCGUGAGCAGCCACAGCUGGGUGAAACAGGAACCAGAGCCCGAAGCCAUCCAGUGGGAAAACAUGAACUCUGAGGCUGCCACCGAUGCAGAGAAGCACAAAAAUCUGAACAGUGCUACAGCGGUACCUUCGAUGGAGGGUUUACCCGGCGGUGUUAUGCUGACCAUCACUAAACUUCAGUGCCUGCUGGAGAGCAAACAGGAGAGGAUUGAAGCUCUGGAGAGACAGGUGCAGGACCUACAGGAGGACCGCAGGUUCCUCCGCUCACAGAUCGAGAACCUCACCGGCGCUCGCUUGGUUUCAGUGCCUGAAGCGAGCACAUCGGUGUUCUCUCAGUCCAGGACACGGAGAAGGAGACAUAAAAGCUCGUCCAGCUCGUAUGUUGAAGAUGAGAGCAUCACUGAUGAAUCUUCAUCGAAUGAGUCCAGCAGCGUCAGGAAAAAAAGAUGUCAUAAGAAGAAAGGAAAGAGAGGGUGUGCUCCACACUGUGACUAGGUCUCGAUCAGCCUCUAUCAAGAAGAAAAGCACGAGCAGGGCUUUCUGCCCAAGUGCGUCACUGAAGUUCACAGGGCCCGGGACAGUUUUUUUUUUUUUUUUUUUUUUACAAGCGAGCAUCCCAUAUGCCCAGGAGUAGAGUAGCCUGUACCGUAAAGGACCUAAUCAUGGCCUGGGACGGCACUCCUGGGUGAACCCUCCCUGAAAACAUCCCCCUACACGGCCCUCAUCGCAGGAGCUGGACCAGGUCGCUAACAAGUCUGGUGGGUCUGAUCAGGCCCAGCUAUGCCCAGCAAGCGUGUCUCUCUACAGCAGAGCAGUUCAGUUUGUAAUUCAACAACCCACUAGAGAUUGAUCAAAUCUGAGCAUCGCUCCGGUGGGGUUUUGAUUAACGAGCAUACGUGAACGCGGUCGCCCCGUCGAUUUAAAAAUGUAAGUUGGUAAUUAUAAUUUGUCAAAUGUAAACAGUCAUUUUCACUUGAAAACGGCUAUGCUAAAACCCAUCAGUUAAACCCCGAUACAGUCUUCCGGGUUAACCUACUAAAUGAUGUAACAACCGAACAACUCUUGUUUUGCUGAUGAAGACCUUGCAUGAAGGACGGAGCUGGUGAGAGCUUCCGGAGAGCUGGCCUAGGACUGCUACAGAAACAACAGACUGAACACUAGAGGUCGCUCUCAUACCGAUGUUGAGUGAAAACGGUGCUGGAAGGAAAUAAAGUAGUGAGUGACUUUUGAAAUGUGUUGCUCAUAUGCAUAAAAUGUA